AUGCAGAAACUCCUUGAUCAAGAAGAUUCUGACAUUGACAACAACCUUUUCAGAGCCAAUGCUGUGUGUCCUGAAACUCUUAUUUUAACUGAUUAUCAAGCCAAAUGUCCAAAGUUGCAUGAACUUAAAAAAGCAUGCAUCAACAGAAUAAUAGAAUACAAUAGAACACAAUCAGGCUUAAUUGCAUCAAAAAAAUGUUUAGAACUUCAUCAUACAAAAUAUCAAGAUGAACCAAUUCCUUUAAUAUAUCAGCCAAGAGAUGUACACAAGCAAAAAUGUCUUGUUUCAAUUUCUGGCUCAUCCGAAAUACAGGAAUUAAAUGGAUUUAAUAAAGUUGAAAUGAAGAAAUCAGCAGAUUCAUUAGGAGUUGCUGUAUGGUAUAUGAAACCAAAUUAUGCAAAUACAAUGUUGGCGAUAGGAUAUUGGGGUUAUGAUGAUAAAUAUCUUGUAAGCGGAUCAUCAGAUGGCAUAAUAUCUAAAUGGGAUGUUGGUAAAGGUAGAUGUGAUCAAAGGAUGACUGCAGAAACUUCAAAAGGAUCAGAGACAAUUAGUUGGGCAGUCAAAAUACUCAAAGGUGGGAUAAUCGUUAGUGGUGAUUCGCUUGGAAAUGUGCAAUUUUGGGAUGGAAAGAUGGGUACAAUGUUACAAACAUUUAAAAUUCACGAAGCAGAUGUACUCUGUCUUGAAACAAAUUGUUCAGGGACAGAGGUUUUUUCAAGCGGCGUAGAUCGUAAAUGUUGUUUAUUUCGUUAUGUCGAUCUAUCAUUGGAGUCAACUUCUGAUGAUGCAGAUCUUGAUUCGAUUAUGAGUUUUGAUGAUUUAACAGAUAUUAAUCACAUUAAGAAUCUAACUGAACAAUGGAUUUCUGUUGGAUAUCAUCAUCAACAUUCUCAUAAUGGAGCAUUUGCUUAUUUUUAA
Molecule: messenger RNA, 918 nt
Organism: Entrophospora sp. SA101
Lineage: Eukaryota; Fungi; Glomeromycota; Glomeromycetes; Entrophosporales; Entrophosporaceae
Source: the annotation of a GenBank genome assembly